CCCCGUCCUUCCCCACUGCUGCCGGUCGCUGAGCGACCGCGUCUGGGAACAGCAGAAGGGGACAGGAGAGGUUGCAGCGCCUCUCGCAGCCAUGUGGCUCCCGAGGAACCCUGCUGCCCAGGCUGUCCCUGAGCCCUACGACAGCUUCAUGCACGGCCACCUGUGCUACUACGGCUACUUCCAAGGCCAGAAGACAGACAGCCAGCAGAGCUCCAUGUCCCCACGGGGACGCUCCGAAUGCCACUGCGCUGACUCUGGCACCCAGCAGGGCCUGGGGAAGGACCCAAGCUCCCGUGCUGCCUGUUCUCUGCUGGAACUGUGCCAUGGGCGUGGGAGCUCCCCAGCCCGUUCUGCAGCCCUCAGGGUCCCACAGAUGGUCCCCUUGCGGAGCUGUGGGUCGCCCGGGGAGCCACGGGCUCUCUUUGCCCUUCCCUCGGCGCGAGGACCCCUUCCUGCCCCCCGGUGGCCCAUUGAGUGCGAGGUCAUCAAGGAGACCAUCAAGCACAUCGAGUGGGUCCCCCCUGAACCAGAGCCCUUCUGCCAGCCCACGGACCACCAGUGGUUGCCAACGGGUGAGGAGCAGGGCACCGUUGUCUACCAGCUCAGCCCAGGUAAUGCCCAUGGGUGCUGCUCACCCGCUCCUCAUCCCCGUGCCGUCCCCUGGGGUCCUGAGCCCAGCUGUCCCCAGUGCCCUCAGGCUCCUGCUUCACCCGCGCUCGGGCUGGGGGGGCCCCGGGUCCCCUUUCCUCACCGGCAGCCACCCUGGAGGGCUCCCAGGACAACACGCUGCUGUUUGAGUCACGCUUUGAGAGCGGCAACCUCCAGAAAGCGGUCAAGGUCCCUUCUGCCCACCAGGGGCCCCUAUGAGUACGUGCUGACGCUGCGGCCAGACCUGUACACCACCAAGCACACCCAGUGGUUCUACUUCCGCGUGCAAAACACCCGGAAAGACACCGUCUACUGCUUCACCAUUGCCAACCUGGCGAAGCCCAAGAGCCUCUAUGGCAAGGGCAUGUGCCCGCUGCUCUACUCACAGCAGGACGCCCGGAGCCGCGGCAUCGGCUGGCGCCGUGUCGGCACCAACAUCCGCUAUUACCGAGGGAACGGCGGGGAGGAGCCGGCUGCCUUUUGCCUCUCCUGGAGCACCCGCUUUCCCCAUGACAGGGACACGUGUUACUUCGCCCACUCCUACCCCUACACCUACUCGGACCUGCAGCGGUACCUGCGGGCGGUGGUGGGUGACCCAGCGCGCUCACGGUACUGCGUGGUGCGGGCGCUGUGCCGCAGCCUGGCUGGUAACAUCGUCUACGUGCUCACCAUCACCGGGCCGUCCGGCGGCGCGGCCAAGCGGGCGGUGGUGCUGAGCGCCCGCGUGCACCCCGGGGAAAGCGGUGGCUCCUGGGCCAUGCAGGGUUUCCUCGAUUUCAUCCUCAGCGCCGCUCCUGACGCUCAGCUCCUGCGCCAGCUCUUUGUCUUCAAGGUGGUGCCCAUGCUCAACCCCGAUGGGGUGGUGGUGGGCAACUCCCGCUGCUCUCUGGCUGGCCGUGACCCCAACCGUGCCUACAGGACAGGAUCCCAGGGCUCCUUCCCGGCCGUCUGGCACCUGCGGGCCAUGGUGGAGAGGCUCUUGGCAGAGCGGGAGGUGGUGCUGUACUGCGACUUCCACGGGCACAGCCGUAAGAACAACGUCUUCAUGUACGGCUGCGACGGCGGUCGGGAUGGCUCCGGGACUCGGUUGAGGGAGCGCGUCUUCCCCCUGAUGCUAAGCAAAAACGCACCUGACAAGUUCUCCUUCUCCAGCUGCAAGUUCAAGGUGCAGAAGAGCAAGGAGGGGACGGGCAGGGUCGUCAUGUGGCGGAUGGGCGUUGCCAACAGCUACACCAUAGAGGUGGCCUUUGGUGGCUCCACGCUGGGUGGGAGGAACUCACACUUCACCGUGGAGGACCUCAAAUCGUUGGGCUACCACCUCUGCGACACGCUGCUAGACUUCUGCGACCCCAAUCCGGCCAAGUUCCAGCAGUGCCUGGUGGAGGUGGAUGCAUUGCUGCGGCAGCGGCUGGGCUCCGGUCAGAGCUGGAGCGACGUCCCCACCUCGGAGCUGGAGUCCAGCACCAGUGGCUCCGACAGCUCCGUGUCUGAUGGGUCCCUGGAGAGGGGGGAGAGCCCCUGGGGACAGAAGGGACAAGGUGCCAGGGUGGCACCUGGCCAGCUGCCGCUGAGGAGGAGGAAACGGUUACGGAGCUGCAGAGUGAGGAAUGCCAUGCGUAGGCCCAAUGCCACCCAAAGGAGCCACGGUGGUGUCCCGGUGAGCGUGGCUCAGCCACCCUCUGCCUGCCACAGUGGGCCUCGGAGUGCCUCCAGCCCCACUUUUGUGCCCCAGCAGCCACAGCUGUGGUCCCCCGUUCCCCCAUCCGUCCCUGUCUCCACACGAAGAGGACGUGGGGCGGUGGAGAAGUUGCACGUAGCUGUCCCCGGUGCACAUGCAGCCGUAUGCCACCACGGCUCUGCUGCCGGAGCCCCACGGACGGAGGGGUACAUGGUGACUGCAGGGCACCGCUGGGCACCACGGAGAGCCAUAGCUGCCACCGCCGCCAUCUCCACCAUCACCACCGUCACUGGCACUGCGUCCUCACGGGAAGGCAGAACGAGGCCUUCCUCACGGGGCACCACCAGAGCGGGGCUGUCCCUGCGCGUGGCCACAGCCGCCGGCUGCGGGAGGCGGCCCGGCCUCACAGCGCUGCGCUGCUCCGCCUGCUCUCGGCAUUAAAGGCAGUGGUGUCGUGGCUGUGA
Molecule: messenger RNA, 2790 nt
Organism: Numida meleagris (helmeted guineafowl)
Lineage: Eukaryota; Metazoa; Chordata; Aves; Galliformes; Numididae
Gene: AGBL2
Product: ATP/GTP binding protein like 2
Exons: 11
Coding region: 92-2767 (891 amino acids)
Biological process (GO): proteolysis
Molecular function (GO): metallocarboxypeptidase activity; zinc ion binding
Source: RefSeq, a predicted model, not a curated record